AUGGCCCCCGAUCCCGGCCCCAACACCAGCUGCCCCAACGCCCGCCGCCCCAACCACCUCCAGCCCCCACCAGCCAUCAUCCACCAAUAUCCCUACAUUGCAAAUUUUCCAGCUGCUUUUCCCUCGGCCAUUCAUUCUGUUCCUGAGAUCAACUCUCCUUCAAUUGCGGUCAUGGUUUUUGUGAAAUAUGCUCGCGAUGUCAAAGCGAUCGUCGUAAAGAUGAGCCAGGAUGGGAAGUCUCUCAAUGCCAUCAAUGAUACAAUUGGGUACACCGUAUCACCCGAUUCUCUAAUCAGAUGGAUCCGGCUCUACCGACAAACGGCGGAUGUGGUCCGGGAUCCCAGCUUGUAUCUUGACCGAGGUCGUCCCUUGGCUUUCACCCGAGAAGAGGCCGAGUUUGUUUUGAACGCAUUGGAGGCCAAACCGACCCUGUACGUGGAUGAGAUCCAGAGCCACAUUCAGGCAAUGACGGGGACUCUCCACCCGGCAAGCACCAUUUUAGCCGAGUUGAAGUUCCGGCUAGAUAUGACCAAGAAGGUCGCGAGGACGGUUAAUCCGGCUCAAAGUGAGAUGGCUCGCGCUGGCUACGUCGAUGAGAUUGGAGGCUUUGACGCCAGCUACCUCGUCUUUCUUGACGAGUGUGGUGUGUCACUUGGCACCCACUCCCGAGACCGAGCGUGGGCGCCCCGCGGGCGUCGUACUCAACGGUUGCCAAGACCGUUGAGAUCCAGCCGAAUCUCCGUAUUGCCGGCGGUCUCUUGCGACGGGCUCCUUGCAAGUAUUGCCCAGGAGGGCACAAUGUGCCGCCUGGACAUGGAGUAUUUUAUCGAGGAGGUCUUGAUACCGGUCAUGAACCCGUUCCCAGGUCCAAACAGCAUCAUUGUCAUGGACAAUGCGCCUAUUCACCACGGCGGUCGGAUCGCCGAGAUUUGUGACGCGGCCGAUGUGUUAUUGUUCUAUCUCCCCCCAUACUCGCCCGACCUCAAUCCCAUCGAGAAAGUUUUCUCGGUCCUCAAGUCGAAGUUGAAACGUGCCGAAAUUUUAACCGGUACCCUGGCGGAUGCCGAGAUCAUCAAGGAUUUCUUGCCUACCUUUGUCACCCCCGAAUUGGUGAGGGCCCUAUUCAGAGGUUGCGGCUAUAGAGCUUGA
Puccinia graminis f. sp. tritici CRL 75-36-700-3 is the source of this 1149-nucleotide messenger RNA. RefSeq lists its product as uncharacterized. Gene Ontology annotation, molecular function: nucleic acid binding. The transcript has 4 exons. NCBI's taxonomy places the organism in Eukaryota, Fungi, Basidiomycota, Pucciniomycetes, Pucciniales, Pucciniaceae. Bases 1 to 1149 code for a protein of 382 amino acids. The record is from RefSeq and is a predicted model, not a curated record.